AUGCCGAAUCGUGACAAAUCUCGCCGCUGUCGCCGGGAUAGAAGUGAAAGUCGAGAAAAGGACAACCGAUCUAAAAAACGUAAAGAUAGUGAUAGCCCUCAGGGGGUCAAGUGGAAGUACCCGAUGGAAAGAAUUAAGGACCUGGAAGAAAAGUUACGAUCCAGGGAACGAGGCAAAUCGGCCAGUCCUCCGCAAACCGCUGAUCAAGUGGUUUCGCGAAGACGAAAAAGGGGGCACGCAGAUGUGUCUGACAAACCCCGACAUGAAGAUACUGUCGAUGGCUCACCAAGACCAAGACAUUCGUCAUCUCGGGAGGAGAACAAUGAAAGCAGUCCUGCUGUUAAUCGCCCCCGUGAAAGCCACCAACAAUAUAGCAGUCCUUUAAACUCAAGAAGUCUGCCCAGACCAGCACAGAGGGGGCGUCAGGGCGGACGUCAACACCACUACCCAGAAACAGUCAACAUCAUUCAACAGGAAGAGACAACAGACAACCUCCAAGCCAGUACCGCAACUCCUCAGGGAACCACCAAAAAUUCCAGAAGUACAAAUAGUUGA
This is a messenger RNA of Sitophilus oryzae (rice weevil), 555 nucleotides long. Its product is annotated as serine/arginine-rich splicing factor 4-like. NCBI's taxonomy places the organism in Eukaryota, Metazoa, Arthropoda, Insecta, Coleoptera, Curculionidae. Bases 1 to 555 code for a protein of 184 amino acids. The transcript has a single exon. The record is from RefSeq and is a predicted model, not a curated record.